AAAAAGGCGCGUCAGGGAUUCCAAGCGUGACGACGAUUCUGCGGCGGGACCGAUCUGAACUGCGGUCACAUUUUUCGAAAGACUCUUCAGGGGAGCCCGCAUAGCAGAAGAGGCAUGUCUUGCCAACAGUUUGUUCGAAGGUUAUGUUGGCGUUUGUAAGGUUAUGGUUAGCUGAGUGUGUCGUUGUCUAUCGGAUCUGCUGAUUCGUCGUCGGUAGAAGACCAAAAGCCGGGGUGUUUUCCCGAGACGUGCGAGCCAGAGGAGAAGAGAAAGCGUACUUUCGUAUGAGGGUUUAAGGGCAAUACCAUAAGAGAGGCGCAAACUCGACGGUGUGGUUGGUGGCAGAGAUGGGGAACGCAGGAGAACUGGCGAUAGCUGCUUUUGUCUGGACCUUAGCCCUUUCGUUGGUAUCCGAAGUCGAUGGGGGCAAGAAGGGAGUGACACUCCUGGAUUGCAUCAGGCAAGAAAUUCCGGCAACGGUCUCGCCUAAAUUCCAGGAGUGUGUUGACAACGUUACAGUCGGCAGUUUUUACAAAUUCUUAACGGGCCUGCAGUGUAUACUGAGGCUGGCGAAUGCAAUCAAACCGGAUCGCUUUGUCGAUACGGCGCUGCUCUUCUCAGCAGUGGGCGACUUCAAGGGUACCCGGUUCGAACUUGCAGUCGACAAAUGUGCGAAGCCCCCAAUGGUGGCUAUGAAGUUCACCACUUGUCUCUUCAGCCGCUUUCAAGAAAUAUGCAAAACUCGUGUCAGGAUGCCUGGUUGACUCUCACAGGACGGACUAACUUCGGGGAGGCGCCAGUGGCAAGAUGUGCCUCGCAGGUUUCAUCAAGGGAUGAAGGCAUCACGAAUUAAUAUUUUAAAAUGGAGGUUUUAGACCUAUUGUUAAACUAUACGUAAUAUUCAUUAAUGAGCGUACUACUGAGGAAAGUAUUAUUAGCGUUACUCUGUGCAUAUAUACACUCAUGUGGAUAGCAUUCAUUGUUUAGAAGUACUUAGUACAUAUCUAUAUAAUGAGGGCUGCUAGUAUUUACAAUGCACGAAAAUAGUUGGUGUCGUAAUAUUGUAUUGAUUAAUGUACGUUAAAUGAAGUGGUACGUAUAGGGACACGUUGACAGUGUGAGGCCCUCUAUGUGCAAACUAAGUCAGCCAAAUCUACACUAAAUAUAAUAUCGAAUGCGCACAUCAACUAUACCAAUACUGAAUAAGCCACGCGGGAAGCCAAACGUACACAAAUACAGAUAUACAAAUGUGGGAAUAUCUUGCGGGUGGGUACAGUGGGACAUGUGUACAGAGUGAGUUAUGCAAUGUGGUGUGAUUACACGUUCAUCGACGAACAGCGCGGCCAUGUGAGAAGGUGAGCAUCAAGUAGAAACCUAACAUUCAAUGUUGCGAUUACGAAAUCGUUAGCGCAGUCUUUGAACAUUCGUGAAAACGAGAGAGGCUCAUGUCGGAAGCUAAGGAUUUUCAUCCAGCUGUUUCCUGACUCUGAGGCUCCUGAUUUAGCAUAGUCUAUUCGUACCCUUGUGAGUGCUAGCACUAUAUAUAUGUUUUUUUUUUUUCUGCACACGAUGUUACAUGGUCGUAUAUGGUCGCAGAACGCGUCUGUGCACUGUUUACUGUGUUGCACACGUGUGGAACCAUCAUUCAUUUCCGUAUUUUUAUUUCACGCAAUUCAAUGCAUUCUGUUUCGUCUCGCGUUCUAAAGUCAAGGAAUGAUUUUAUGGAGAUGAUUUUCUAGAAACUUUAGAUUCUGCUCUGAAAGCUUCUAGUGAAAAUGCACUGGAACGAGUGUUAUGUGGAAAGGGUAAAUCCUGAUGUUCCCCAUCCGUUCAGUGACUUCCGCACUAUUUUUCUUUGAUGGUGGAAAGCAGUCCCACGUUAUCAUCAUUUCUGUUGAGAGAGGAAAGGUGGAGAGGAAAAGGGUCACACGAAAAAUAAGUUGCCUUCGUCUGCAUCAGGACGUGUCAAACAAUAUUUUUUAGUCAUUCUGCGUAACAAAUUGCUCAACGUGCUUCGGAAUGACCUAAGAUAUUUCGCAUGGUAUUGCUGUUCCUCCAUUAUUCCUGCCUACCUUUCCAUUUAUCGUUGGAAGCAGCACUCCCAUGUAGACGCGCCGCCGUCUGCCAACCCCAUAAUAUCCGUGAACUGGAGCUGACCGGGUGACUUUAUCAGGGAGAUGUCAGCGGAAGAGAGCAAGGGGGAAAACACACACCAAGAAGAUAUCGCGGAAGAAACACCAAUAGUACCCGAACGACGCUGGAAGAAGCGACGUAAGACUUGUUGGAAAACGGAAAGAAGGGUGUGCAAAGCGAUGCACGCUUCUGCUUGCUAGCAGACGACAGACGCAGAUGACAUAUUGCGCAACGAGCGGACGGAAACUUUCCUAGUCGAAUGGCAAACGCGGGAAGACGUGACGUAAGACGCAGAUGGUCACGUGUCUCAACUUUGACGUUGCUCUUUUCACACCCGCGUAUCCGCCGCUAUCUCGCCCGAUGAAGCCGCUCGUGCGGAUACCCCAUCAAUGUAUGUAAUGAUGUCCUACGAAUGGUUUUAUGUUCAUUGUUGUCGAGGUCGAUAUCUGAACGCUUUCGUGGAGAGCUUCUAGCGGUACAGCACGGCAGUCACGCAUGGUGUUACCCAUUACUAUAUCGUCACUAACGCUUAGCGAACUAUCGCACAUGUGUGACGCACCCAUAAAAAAUGUUUUUUUUUAUUUUUUACGUUCAUGAAUUUGAGUUGUAUGUAGCACACGUCACGUGGCUUGAACCCGUCACUUUCACUUCGGCACCCGCUUGCAACUUCAAGUUUCUCCCUCGGGCUUGAAGACUCACGGUUGUCGCCACAACUCUCUCAAAUAUAAUUGGUUCCUAUAGAAACGUAAUUUUUGUAUAAAUUCUGCGCAAGGUUUAUUGUAAUAUUUUUAGCAGUAAUAUUAUUUUUAAACGCGAUGUGGUCAGCGUCUUGUCCCAUCCCCAGUCUACAAUAGAAGAGUCUAUUGUAAACAUUUGAGAUUGGUAGUAAUCGAUUGCACGCUAUUGAGGACCUUCAAUAAAAGAAAUACAGGCAAAGAAGAAAAAAAAACUGUGUUGGGGGAAAAGUUGACGGAAAAUGCACACGAUUUCCCGCUUCAGGCACCUGCUGCAAUUGAAGCCUGCAAGGGCAUUCCUAUAAUUUCACACAAAGUACCUAACACGUCUUGCAGUGUCACUGUCAUGUUCGCCGGUUGCACGUGUCGUUUAUAUCGUCCGUCGCAUUUUUCGCAAGCUGCUGUUUCAAUGUUCUUGGCUGUGUGAGGUUGUAAAUAGAAGUGUAAAUAAAUUGUGAGGUUCUAUGUGAAAAGGCACCAUGUGAUACAUGUUACUGAAUGUGACGCUCUCAGAGAUUUUGAAUGACAAACGUUAAAGAGGUUGCAGUUGCAAUAAACUAAAGGUGAAUUAAAUUAUGAAAUUAUCCAUAUUUUGUCGCGGUGUAUGUAAAUGUAUGUUAAUAAAACGUGAAAAAAGA
Ornithodoros turicata is the source of this 3505-nucleotide messenger RNA. RefSeq lists its product as uncharacterized. The record is from RefSeq and is a predicted model, not a curated record. The coding region runs from base 348 to 764 and encodes 138 amino acids. The transcript has 7 exons. Lineage: Eukaryota; Metazoa; Arthropoda; Arachnida; Ixodida; Argasidae.